This is a messenger RNA of Cladophialophora immunda, 4161 nucleotides long. RefSeq lists its product as uncharacterized. Bases 1531 to 2007 code for a protein of 158 amino acids. The transcript has a single exon. NCBI's taxonomy places the organism in Eukaryota, Fungi, Ascomycota, Eurotiomycetes, Chaetothyriales, Herpotrichiellaceae. The record is from RefSeq and is a predicted model, not a curated record.
GCGCUUGCGAACUGCGCAUAUUCAAUCCUCUGCAACCGCGUGUCUUGAAGGGUAUCUCUUGGUUCUCUAAUACAGCUCCUCGGGACGGCUUUGUACCUGGGUUUCGACAAGAUUGAGUCUGCGCAUCUCCCCUACUCAGACACACCGCGAUGGUUUAUCAUGCCUCGUGAUUCUCCUUGCCGUGAGACGGGAAGUUGUGGCGUACCAUCCUUCCGCAGGUGUGACCUUGCGCCGACAAAGCUGUCGCGCUCUCGAAGUAACCUGUGGCCACUGGGAAGGUUUCAAGGAGGACUUUCCCACCUCGGAGCCGCGCCGUUGAUCAAUGCCAGCCUCGCAUAUGGUUUCGACUUUGGCUUGGGCAAUGGGAAGGGUCCAACCGGUGUCUGGUUUCUUGCGGAGCAUCCCCACGACCUCGCUGAUGAGUGUUUCAUCGAAGAUGAUCAUCGAUGCCGCGAUAGGGCGUCUGUGGCUGUGGGUGGGGUGACCUUGCUUUCCUUGGACACAGUCAACAGAUUCUGCAGGAUGCUGUCAGCGUUGGAGAUGACAGCUUUCUGAUGGCGUUGCAGCACCAAGGCAAUUGGUACGGGCAUAGCCAGGAAGGGACAUCAUGGAAGAUGGCAUUUUGUGUCUGGUGGUACGGCCUCCGCUGCCCAAAAGUUUCUUCCUGUGGCCAGAGCCGUUGUUGAAGGUAUGCGACAAUUACUUCAGCGCUUGCGUUGCAUCGUCGAAUGGCAUGACUCGGUGGGGGACUCUGCUGUCGAGUGUGGCCACUUCUCAGAUCAUUGGCGGCGGCCAGACCGACAAAGGUGACAGAGUCAAGGCCGCCUGACUAUGGAACACAAUAGACAGAGGGCUUGGGAGAGGCAGGCCACGCCGAGAGCUGGCCGCGCAAGACAUGCUCAUCCGCCGGCGCAACGGGAGGUUGGAGACAUGAAGAUGGCGAUCAAUCAGCUACAGCAUCAAGCCGGGCCUGUCAUUCUCAGCAGAACCAUCAACUUCUUUGACCGCUUCUCAUGCAAAUCGACGCGCUGAUUGACCCAAUGGUCGGUCCGCACCUCAUCCAAAAGUCCGCCCGUCUGACAGAGCAUUACAUGGUCUGAAAAUCCACGCGGGCCGAGUUUCUGUGUCCUCGUCCUUCGACGCUGAUGUUCUCCAGCAACGCUGUGUGGCGAUUGAGAAGCCUCUCACGGACUGGGUCAUGGAUUUGGUGUCAUUCCGAGAGAUUUUGGUUGCCACCCGCCCUGAAGAAGCUCCGGCUCUCUGUGCCCCGAUCACCGACUCAGCCCACUGCACACAUCAAACAGGAACAAGGUCAGGGCCCAAGAUCGGACAGACAAGCGUCCUGUACAGUGAGGAUCUCCGGAACACUAACCGGUUGAGAGAAUUGAUCUGGUUCCGAAAGUCCAGUCUUCUGGAGACGAGCGACUCCCCUCGAGAAGAGCAUCCACCGUCUGGGAAAGGCGUCUUGCGGGACGUGUUGAGCACUCACUCGACUGUGAAGGCGGGUACGCGACUGCGGGGCAGAACUGCAUGUCUUUCCGCCUGGGGUCAGGCAUCCCCCGAUCUUGUUGGACUCAUCUGUCUGCGUUCCCAGAUCUAUCGUCCUUACAGGGAUAUAGCACAUUGUCACGCAACACCGCCCUAAUCUCAAUCUUGUGCGGUAUGAAGAUCAUCGCAGCACACAACGCUGAGAGAGGAACCCAUUUGAUCUGGCCAAGGAGGGGCCCUGCUCUUGACCCCCGCGAAAGCGGGCAAGGUCAGAGCCGGCAUCGGUUCAGGCAUCUCCAUAUCCGUGUUGCCGGACAACCUUCAGCACCGGGAUCGACAGUGGUGGCGAUGUCGCAUACUCUCUGUCCGGCGGGAGCCCCAUGGCUCCUCGAGCACCAUGCCAUACUCGAGCUGAGUCGUGCUAGGCCGACUCGUGUGCAUUGGUGUUUGGAUCGUGGUUUGUUUGAGCCCAAUCGCGUCUCCAUUUCGCUCCUCGCCUGCCAAGAUCCCGUUGUGUAGUUCUCCUUGACUUUCGACCAUGGAGAGACCAAGUCCGACGCGUCUCCAGCGCUGAACGAGAGCAUGGAAGUCGAGGGCCGUGGCAGUAUCGGGAGACUGCUCAAAAAAGGAGAGAUUUACAACUUUGAUAUAGUGUCAUUACAUUAACAUAACAGCCGCACGAGGUUGACGAGGCUGAAGAUUCGAUCCACGGCGACGUUACGGCCUCCUGGCUCUGUUCUUUGCCGAUUUUCUCUCGGAGAAUGAGGCGCGCGACAUGCAGAGCCAUUUCAGGUGUCCUGGAAAUCAUUCCGCGCGAUUCUGAUCACUCCUUACACCGCGCUCAGCAGAACGGCACGCUGUGCGGAGAGACGUGUGGCCCUUCUGGGUCGUCCCGUGCAAGGCCCAGCCAGAGCUUGGUACUUUCGGUCUCUGGAGAACGCCCAAGCGAAAUCAAGGCACCUUGUGGCCGAGGCUGCAUCAUUGUCGAGAACUGUGUGCUGGUCGUCCGUUCGUUGCGGCCUCGAGACGAGCCGGCAACAAACUGGAUUCGCUCUCGAUGAGGUGGAAGCCGAUGAACGCGAGGGCCUCGACGCGGUCCGGGUUGAUGAGUACAGCAGCGGACAGUGUACGCUUUUCGGUGAUGGCCGUCGGCUCGAAGAUCGACUCGCGCUCGAGAAGCUUGAUCUCGUCUUGACUGGAGCCACCCUCUUUUGUCGAUGUUGGUUUCUCGGAGGAGGAAGACAUUCUUGUUGAAUCGGUCGAGGUGCAGACAAACGAGAGUCACUGAGGCUGUAUGAGAAGUGAGGAUGAAAAGCAAGAGCAACACAAGCGGCCAAGUGUGAAGUGUUUUUGGAGAAAGAGCUUUUCUGAGCCAUGAGGACCUGAAUCUGCCCACCGCCAACGGUUUCGACCAGGCUCGAGCCUAAACAGUGAUGUCUGUGGUCCAGCCAAACUCUAUGCCAGGCUAGACCCAGGCGAUUUGAUAUGGGUCGUGCAGCUAUGCAUCAGGAGCCCAGUUACAACGGAAGCUCGCAAACAAGGGCGAAUCUGUGAAGCGCUGGAUCACUGGUCCUCAUGCGGUCGCCAAGCUUUACUGGGAAAUCGUCGAGGUAAGCCCCAAAUCAUUCUUGGAGACUGACGGAGUUCAGAUGCGCGAAACGAAGUCGAGGCCGUGACUCUCUUCCUCGAGUCUUGGCGAACCUUGCGCCAUGCCAUUCGUUGUUGCGAGCGAGUGCAACCCAACCGCGGGUGCUGUUUCCGUCCGGCUGGUCUGAGUCCGUGCAGAGAGGCAGCGCCCUUGGUGCGGGUACCGAGGACCUGGUAAAGCCUCGAGGCUAGGUCAACCAGCAGGGGGUGUGGUUUUUACCGUAACAGUCUUUAGCGUUUGCUGAUUCUUGCCGGGCCAUUGCCAUUAUCGAGGAUUGCGGCAAACGCAGCUGCUUUGGCAUCAUGGCAAAGGCGCUUCUGUUGUCGACCGCCAGCCGAAAGCAGCACAAGAGUCGGUUUCAACCGUGUGUCUGUGUUCUUCGUUGGAGAAUGGGUGAUCUCGACCGGUCCUUCACGUGGCUCUCUGUUGAGUGAGUGUAUCGAUCAAUACGGCGGUAUGCUGGGCGAUAUGGCCGUUUGCCACAGCUCAAAUGUUGUCAAGUGUGGCAGACGGAGUCGUUGGUUGUAGCAACCGGGCGAGUUUCUUGCAUGCCUAGCCCGAUCGUGACAAGAUGUGACACAGGGACAGCGGCAAACACUCGUGGCCCAGCACAACUCAGCAUCGUCAUCAGUCGCUAUAUUGGCACUUUGCACCGAUUUGCAACUUCAAAGGGUUCGACUCGACUGCAACUUGGGUAAACAAUGUUCCCUUUGGCUAUCUCUUCUACCUGUUCCACCCAACAACAACAACAAAGGCCCACACAAAGCCAUCACGCAUGAGUUGCCAAUGUAUGACAACUGUUGAGCGUUAUCCCUCAGCUAAAAUGAGGUCUCGAUCCGUUCCUCCUAGGUUCCCAUCUGGCCCAAGGUGAGAAGCUCGGCAUUCGACCAAUAGACGGGCCACCCUCACCGGCCACAGACUGGCCUGUACCUGUGCCGCGACCAAAAAAUGAAAACAGAACAAGUCCAGCGGCAUCUGCAGGAAAAUGAUGCGCGUGUUGACUUGGAAUCAAGCGCCACUCAAGG